Messenger RNA from Anisakis simplex (herring worm), 297 nucleotides. The record is from the annotation of a GenBank genome assembly. NCBI's taxonomy places the organism in Eukaryota, Metazoa, Nematoda, Chromadorea, Rhabditida, Anisakidae.
AUGGAUCGAGCCAAGAAGAAGCUUGUCUCUGCGAUUGAUGGCUUGAGAAACUUUCAUGGACGUACUGAGUUAGAGUUCGAUGAGAAGGUCUGUGCCGAGCACGUUUGUUUAGCUCAGAUAGUUCGUCACGGGUUUCCAGAUGACCCUCGGUGUAUAGCUUACGAUGCGGUACAAAGACUCAUAGCCAUAGGUACGGGGCAUGGCACGGUGCGGAUUAUGGGUGAUAUCGGCGUGGACUACACCCUCAAACACACCUCUGAUGCCGCCGUCACUCAUAUCCACUUCUUGGUCAAUGAG